Amphimedon queenslandica is the source of this 2246-nucleotide messenger RNA. Its product is annotated as RUN and FYVE domain-containing protein 2-like. Bases 156 to 2087 code for a protein of 643 amino acids. The record is from RefSeq and is a predicted model, not a curated record. The transcript has 12 exons. Lineage: Eukaryota; Metazoa; Porifera; Demospongiae; Haplosclerida; Niphatidae.
GAAAUGCGUCUCAUAGUACACCAACUAAAGAAUUAGAUCAAAAGGAGCUAGUUAGGGUUACGUUACAAAGGGAUCGAUAUAAAAAAGACUGUGAGAAUAAGGAUAAACAGAUUCUAGAGUACCAUGAAGCUCUGGCGGAAAAGAAAACAGAAUCAAUGUAUCAAUCUUCAGUAAUCAAGGAGCUAGAGAAGCAAUUGGCAGCUUAUGCUGGUGGUGGUGAUAAUAAUAGUCCAUCAGAUCAAGGUACUAAAGUCAGAGAGCUUGAGGAUCAAAUUGCUAAAGUAGAAGAUGGCAAAAGGCUACUAGUGAAAGCCCAAGAAACACUUCAAAAUGAUUUGAGGGUAGCUGAAGUCCAAUUAAAAGAUAGAGAUAAAACUAUUCAAAAUUUAACAGGGGACCUUGAAUAUUGCAAAGCACUAAACAAAGAAUCAGAAAAAUUGAAAGAUACACUAAAGCACCUUGAAGAAGAAAUGGCUAGCACAAAGAAAACAGUUGAAGAAUUAAGUGUUGAACUGAGUAAUAAAAUGGUAGAAAUUGAAGAUUUAAAUGACUUGUUGGAAGAAAAGAAGCAAGAGAUUGUGAGGUUAACAGAAGAAAAAACCUCAACAACUCAUUUGGCACCAGAAGAAAAGGAACAGACCAUAAAGCAAUUAAAGGGACAAGUUGACGAGCUUGUAAAAAAAACUAAAACACAAGAAGGACAAAUGAAAAAAUUAGUUGAGAAAAUACAAUUAAGGGAAGCAGAGUUGGCAAUUUAUAAACAAGACUUUGAAUCAGAAAGGAAUGAUAGAGAAAGAAUACAUGCUGAAUAUGAGGAACUGAAAACCAAAACUGAACAAGCAAGGAAACAAAAUAAAGUUAAUAAAGAAGCAGUGGCCAACCUAGGGGAGGUAAUAAAGGCUCAAGAUGAAGAGAUAAGAAUUCUGAAAACACAGCUUAAUACUUACAGUCGUAAAAAUGAUUGGAAUCAAGACGAAGAAAUUCAAAUACUUACUGCUCAAGUCAAUGCUUACUGUCGGGAGGUGGACAAACAAAAAGGUCUCUUAAUUCAGAGUCAAGAGAAACAUAAAACUGAGGUCAGUGAGUUGAAUCAGAAGCUUAAUGAAGAAAUAAAGUUUAAGCAAGAAUUGGCUAGUGAGCUAGCUAAGAUGAGACAACAGUUUGAUAAUUUAUCUAGGACGAAUCAACAACUGGAUAAUGAACUGACUAGGAUAAGACAACAGUUCACUAAUAUAUUGGCUAAUAAUAAACAAUUACUGACAGCAUAUCAUGAGGAGCGAGCAAUGGUUACUAGACUAGAGGAUCUAAAUGAAAAACUGAAGAAAGCUAAUCAAGUACUAAUGAAUAAAUUGAAAGGCCACGAUGCCUCCACUGCUUCUAGUCAAGCUCAUAUCUCAUCGCGUCAUAAUGAUGUACCAGGCGGUAAUUAUUAUCAGAUGUCAGCUCAAGCAAGCAGUGGUCCUGGUGCCAAGGGAGGUGAUGAAAUGGAGCACUCUAAUCGUGCCUAUUCUGAUCUUAUAAAUGAGAAGCCACAAUUUACAGCAGAAGAAAUGGCAGCACUCUUCAAGAAACCAGGACAACCAGAAUACUAUGAAAUGGAGUCAGACUAUGAUAAACAUGAGGCAGAAAAGGAAAAGAUUAAAAUUGACAAAGAAUUGGAAGAAAUAGAUCAGCUUAGGCAGAAGACUCCUUUCUUACAGGAAUUACCAAAGGCAGCUGACAAAGAUGAUGAUAAAGGCAGGCCUCUGGAUCCUAACCUGGUCUGCCCUAAGUGUCGUAAACAGUACCGUGAAGGUCAAAUUCAAAAACUAAGAAGACACAUUAAUGCUUCAUGUUCUAAUGAGGAUUCAGAUGAGUCUGAUGAAGAGACUGAUAAAGAUGAGGAGGAAAUACGGCUAAUGGCCAAACAGCGUCGCAAAGAAAUGCAAGGUCCAAGUACAGCUGAGGUUCUGUUUAAUGACGACGAUGAUAAUUCAUUACCUUAUGACCCGAAUCUUGUGUGCCCAAAGUGCGGAAAGCAAUAUCGUGUGGGGGAAAUACAGAAAUUAAGGAGACAUAUUAAUGAGUUCUGCACAGGAAUAAGAUGAAGAGUAAAUAGCUAGUUAGUAUAAUUAUUUUUGUAAUUUUAGAAUACUCAUUUUUGAACAUUCAUUUUUAGAAUGCAAUUAUUCUAAUUAGUUAAUUAUAAAUUUGAAUUAUUAGAUCUAUCAUUAAUUAUUCAUUGAAACUAAAAUAUCCGGAUAAUA